This is a messenger RNA of Cylas formicarius (sweet potato weevil), 1263 nucleotides long. Its product is annotated as craniofacial development protein 2-like. Gene Ontology annotation, molecular function: catalytic activity. The transcript has 2 exons. The record is from RefSeq and is a predicted model, not a curated record. Bases 1 to 1263 code for a protein of 420 amino acids. Lineage: Eukaryota; Metazoa; Arthropoda; Insecta; Coleoptera; Brentidae.
AUGGAACUGGACAUACUAGUGGUGAGCGAAACCAAGAAAAAAGGAAAUGGAACAGAAAUUAUAGAUGAUGUCUUUUAUUGCUGGAGCGGAGUGAAAAAACAGGAAAGAGCAAAAGCCGGAAUCGGUAUCUUAAUAAAAAAGAAAUGGAUAAAAUGUAUAAAAAGCUUAGAACCAAUAAAUGAUAGAGUUAUUAAAAUAGAUAUCGUAGUUUUUGGAAGACACAUAAUAGUAAUCGGAGAAUAUGGACAAACGGAAGAUAGUGCACUAAUCGAAAAGACAAGCUUCAUACAAACGAUACAAGAAGAAAUUGAUAAAAUUAAACAAAAUCAAGAACUCAUAAUAGCAGGAGACUUCAAUGGAAGAACAGGAAUAAAAGAAAACGAUGCCAUAAUAGGUAGAUUCGGAGAAGAUACUGUUAAUACCAACGGAGAGGCUCUAAUCGAACUAUGCGAAUUUAAUAAUCUCAAGAUUACAAAUGGCUUCUACCGACACAAGGAAAUUCAUAAAUUCACUUGGGUACAAGAAACCAGAGAUCUCAGAUCAAUUAUAGAUUAUAUUGUAGUCAAAAACAACUCCUCAAUUAAAAUAAAAGAUGUCCGAGUGAAACGAGGUGCAGAAUGCGGCACAGACCACAGGUUAUUGAUCGCGAAAAUGGAGUUCCCUUGGUCAUGGAACAAACAUCAAAAACUGGAAGAAUUCAGCCUCGACGACCUAGGGACAACAUACGAGCACAUAAAAACAUGCAUCAAAGAAGCAGCUACUGAAGCUCUCGGAGAGAAGGAAGAAUCACAAAACCAACAUAAAAUAGACAUUAAUAAAGACCUAAGGGAAAUCAUAAAUGAAAAGAAGGAACUUUAUAUGAAGUGGUUAAAUACAAAAACAGAUGAAGAUAGAGAGAUUUACCGAGAGAAAAAUCGAGAAGUCAAAAGAAUAGUACAGAAAGAAAAGAACAACAAAUGGGAAGAGGUCUGCAAAAAUGUGGAACAAUAUAUAGGAGGAACGCGUAAUUCAGAAUCCUGGCGUCUAAUUAAAUCUCUUAGAACCAAUAGGAAAGGAAAAGUACAUCUAGAAUACAUACCAGAUACUAUGUGGGAAAUAUACUACAAAAAAAUGCUAACAGAGGAUAGACCUACUUUUAUUGGAGAAAACUCGGAGACAACAUCAGACGAACAGAAGGAUAUAAAUCUUAGCUUAGAAGAAGUAAAAAUGGCCAUUAAAAAUAUGAAGAAUAAUAAAGCUGCCGGCCCAGGAGGCACAAAAUAA